AUGCACAAGAGGACAUUUCUUCCUUUGUUAACUAUCCGAUUCUCAGGAAAGCAUAGUGGAAAGUCUCGCUCCCAUGGUGGUCACCAUGUUCUUCAACAGAUUAAUGCGACUCAGCAGAUGUCAAAGGUCACAUUUAUGCAAAAAGAUGGUCCUUGUCAUCUUUAUAUUAAUCCCUUUGUACCUCAUAAUAGCUUAUUCUGUUCAUUAUCUAUCUAUCUAUCUAUCUAUCUAUCUAUCUAUCUAUCUAUCUAUCUUAUCCUCAUUCAAAAGAAUUAUUUUUUUGACCGAUACUUCUAUCUAUCUAUCUAUCUAUCUAUCUAUCUAUCUAUCUAUCUAUCUCCGUUUGUCCCCUAUCUAUCUAUCUAUCUAUCUAUCUAUCUAUCUAUCUAUCUAUCUAUCUAUCUCCGUCUCAUUUUACGAUCCAUCUCUUCAAUAUCUAUCUAUCUAUCUAUCUAUCUAUCUAUCUAUCUAUAUAUGUCCUCAUUCAAAAAUCUAUCUAUCUAUCUAUCUAUCUAUCUAUCUAUCUAUUUAUCUUAUUCUGUCUCUUAUCUAUCUAUCUAUCUAUUUAUCUUAUUCUGUCUCUUAUCUAUCUAUCUAUCUAUCUAUCUAUCUAUCUAUCUAUCUUAUUCUGUCUCUUAUCUAUCUAUUUAUCUUAUUCUGUCACUUAUCUAUCUAUCUAUCUAUCUAGCUAUCUAUCUUAUUCUGUCACUUAUCUAUCUAUUUAUCUUUGUCUGUCUCUUAUCUAUCUAUCUAUCUAUUUAUCUUAUUCUGUCUCUUAUCUAUCUUAUUCUGUCUCUUAUCUAUCUAUUUAUCUUUGUCUGUCUCUUAUCUAUCUAUCUAUCUAUUUAUCUUAUUCUGUCACUUAUCUAUCUAUUUAUCUUUGUCUGUCUCUUAUCUAUCUAUCUAUCUAUUUAUCUUAUUCUGUCUCUUAUCUAUCUAUCUAUCUAUCUAUCUAUCUUAUUCUGUCUCUUAUCUAUCUAUCUAUCUAUCUAUCUAUCUUAUUCUGUCUCUUAUCUAUCUAUCUAUCUAUCUAUUUAUCUUUGUCUGUCUCUUAUCUAUCUAUCUAUCUAUCUAUCUAUCUAUCUAUCUAUCUAUCUAUCUUAUUCUGUCUCUUAUCUAUCUUAUUCUGUCACUUAUCUAUCUAUCUAUCUAUCUAUCUAUCUUAUUCUGUCUCUUAUCUAUCUAUCUAUCUAUCUAUUUAUCUUAUUCUGUCUCUUAUCUAUCUAUCUAUCUAUCUAUCUAUCUAUCUAUCUAUCUAUCUAUCUAUCUUAUUCUGUCUCUUAUCUAUCUAUUAUUCUGUCUGUCUUCAUCCAUCUAUCUAUCUAUCUAUCUAUCUUAUUCUGUCUCUUAUCUAUCUAUAUCUAUCUAUCUAUCUAUUUAUCUUGUCUGUCUCUUAUCUAUCUAUCUAUCUAUCUAUCUAUCCAUUAUCUAUCUAUCUAUCUAUCUAUCUAUCUUUGUCUGUCUCUUAUCUAUCUAUCUAUCUAUCUAUCUAUCUAUCUUAUUCUGUCUCUUAUCUAUCUAUCUAUCUUUGUCUGUCUCUUAUCUAUCUAUCUAUCUAUCUAUCUAUCUUAUUCUGUCUCUUAUCUAUCUAUUUAUCUUAUUCUGUCACUUAUCUAUCUAUCUAUCUAUGUAUCUAUCUAUCUAUCUAUCUAUCUAUCUUAUUCUGUCUCUUAUCUAUCUAUCUAUCUAUCUAUUUAUCUUAUUCUGUCUCUUAUCUAUCUAUCUAUCUAUCUAUCUAUCUUUGUCUGUCUCUUCUCUAUCUAUCUAUCUAUCUAUCUAUCUAUCUUAUUCUGUCUCUUAUCUAUCUAUCUAUCUUUGUCUGUCUCUUAUCUAUCUAUCUAUCUAUCUAUCUAUCUAUCUAUCUAUCUAUCUAUCUUAUUCUGUCUCUUAUCUAUCUAUUUAUCUUAUUCUGUCUCUUAUCUAUCUAUCUAUCUAUCUAAUCGUUCAAAUCAAGUGAUAAAUCUAUUCUCAUUCUUCUUCUUCUUCUUCUUCUUCUUCUUCUUCUUCUUCUUCUUCUUCUUCUUCUUCGUCGUCGUCGUCGUCGUCAGAUCUAACCAACUAUCUAAUCAAGAACAGAUCAAAAGAAAACAGCGAAUAACGAAGGUUUGUAAUGAAGAAAUGCGAACAUCAAGUCAUCUUCGCGAUGCAAAUGGUCGUUUCCUUUUCUAUUCGCCUCUCCGUCUUUCGUACUGUGUCGUAGCAAAAGCUGGUUGUUCAUUUUGGAUUAGCAUCGUACGGAUUCUCCUGAACGAUUUCGGUUACAACAACACAAAGAAGGACCCGAUGGAAGUCACCAAAUUAGAAGCGCAUGGCCCCAGAUCUAAGAUGAGGCACCUCACAAAGUCGAACGGCGCGGAUUUCUUAUUAAAUUCAACGUCGUUCUUAUUUGCUCGAAACCCGUACACGCGCCUUUUUUCGGGUUAUGUCGACAAAAUAUUCCUUCCCGAAUUAUGGAGUUCGCUCAACAAGCACAUUGCAAAUCUCACGAGAAAAAAAGGAUCAUCACGUUUAAAAUGUGUUAAUGAUAUAACAACAUGGAAUACCAAACAAGAUCCCAGAUUGAAUACACUUUUUACGCCAAUCAUUUCCACCUCGCUAUUUGCGAUGCCACCUACAACGUCUUUGCCGAACGCCUGUGGUACGCGUUUCAAUUGCAAGGCUACAUUCGUCGCAGUCGUCCGGUCCCCGAAAUUAAAUUUGGAACAGAGGUUCGAGAUAAUAUGA
This is a messenger RNA of Acanthosepion pharaonis, 2724 nucleotides long. The record is from the annotation of a GenBank genome assembly. NCBI's taxonomy places the organism in Eukaryota, Metazoa, Mollusca, Cephalopoda, Sepiida, Sepiidae.